This is a messenger RNA of Zychaea mexicana, 1808 nucleotides long. RefSeq names its product MIF4G-domain-containing protein. Gene Ontology annotation, molecular function: RNA binding; protein binding. Gene Ontology annotation, biological process: mRNA splicing, via spliceosome. The record is from RefSeq and is a predicted model, not a curated record. NCBI's taxonomy places the organism in Eukaryota, Fungi, Mucoromycota, Mucoromycetes, Mucorales, Lichtheimiaceae. The coding region runs from base 105 to 1808 and encodes 567 amino acids. The transcript has 4 exons. Gene Ontology annotation, cellular component: catalytic step 2 spliceosome.
CUUUUCUUUACCACGUACGCUAGCAGCCAGCGCACACUUUUCACUUUUUUUUCCUUGUUGUUCUCAUAAUCUCUUUUCUUUUUACAACACAAAAGGAAUUCACAAUGGCACGAGACGAAGUAGCAACAGCUUCACGAUCGAAAAUUGAUCCUGCAAAAGAAAUGGAGAUAAUGAAGGCGACUACCCGUGCUGGAGGUGCCUACAUUCCACCCCAUCGACUACGACAAAUGCAACAACAAGUGACCGACAAAUCAAGCGAUCAAUACCAACGCAUCACUUGGGAAGCGCUCAAGAAAUCUAUCAAUGGUUUGAUCAACAAAAUCAACACUUCUAACAUCAAAAUGAUUGCCCCUGAAUUGUUUGGCGAGAACCUGGUCCGUGGCCGAGGCUUGUUCUGCCGCAGUCUCAUGCGGGCACAAAGUGCAAGUUUACGAUUCACACCUGUAUAUGCUGCCGUCGCAGCUGUCGUCAAUACAAAGAUACCAGACUGUGGUGCAUUAUUGCUGGCACGAUUGGUAGUACAAUUCCGACGUGCUUUCCGUCGUAAUGAUAAGACUGUGUGCUUAGCUGUAUGCACUUUUAUUGCACAUUUAACAAACCAACUCGUUGUCCACGAAAUCCUUGCUCUACAAGUCCUCGCAUUACUGUUGCAGCAACCCACGGACGACUCGGUCGAAAUCGCUGUAGGCUUUAUGCGCGAGGUCGGUGCUCACCUAGCCAAUGUUUCCCCCAAACCUAACAACGCCAUCUUUGAGACGUUCCGUUCUAUUCUACACGAGGGCAAGAUUGAUAAACGUACACAGUACAUGAUCGAAGUCUUGUUCCAGGUGCGCAAGGAUAAAUACAAGGAUAAUCAGCCUAUCAUCCAAGACUUGGAUCUGGUAGAAGAGGAAGAUCAAAUCACACAUUACAUCGGUUUGGACGACGAGGAUCUUGACGUCGAGGAACGACUCAACAUUUUCAAGUACGACCCUGAUUACGCGGAAAACGAAGAGCGAUACGCCGAACUCAAGGCUGAAAUCUUGGGUGAAGGAUCUGAAGAUGAAUCCGACGACAGUGAUGAGGAUAGUGAGGAUGAGAGUGAAGAAGAAAGCGAAGAUGAAGAGGACAAGCAAAUGGAAAUCCAGGACAAGACAAAUGCCGAUGUGAUUGACCUGCGACGAAAAAUCUAUUUGACGGUCAUGUCCAGUGUGGAUUAUGAAGAAUGUUGCCACAAAUUGAUGAAGAUCAAUAUUCAAGAGGGUCAAGAGAUUGAAUUAUGUAACAUGAUCAUCGAGUGCUGCUCUCAAGAACGAACCUUCCUCAAAUAUUAUGGUUUGAUGGCAGAACGCUUCUGCAAAAUGAACCGGAUAUGGGGCGAGAAUUUCGCGAUUGCGUUCAACGAGACGUACGAGACUGUCCACCGAUACGAAACCAACCGACUACGCAACAUUGCCAAAUUAUUUGCCCAUCUUUUCUUUACGGAUUCCCUAGCCUGGACCUGCUUUUCGAUCGUCCGUUUAACUGAAGAAGACACAACAUCGGCAUCGCGUAUUUUCGUCAAGAUUCUCUUCACCGAAAUCAGCGAAUUUUUGGGUUUAAAGAAGCUCAAGGAACGUAUGGAUGAUCCAUAUAUGGCCGAGUCAUUCCAAGGCAUGUUUCCCAAGGACAAUCCAAAGAACACGCGUUUCGCCAUCAACUAUUGGACCAGUAUUGGAUUGGGUGCGCUCACUGAAGAGUUGCGUGAAUGUAACGGUCUAAGAGAAUGUGUAAUCGUCUAUGAGCCUUUACUGCCAAUUGUCAUUAUCUUUGGUGAAUCAUUGCAGUGA